AUGAAUUCUGAGUCUGAAUCAUCCUCAAUGAUUCAAGAUCAAACAAACACAACUAGUAUAUAUAGUGAUAGAAGCCAAGAAGACGUCCCUGAUCUAGCAAAUUUUGAAGAUAAGCGUGGUGGAAUUUUAUUUGAUUAUCUAAACAACAAAAUACAACGUAUGAAAACAUUUUCAGAUUGGGCAUAUAGAUCUUUACGAAAUCGCAACGAUUGUUUGCAAUCUUACGAUGAAAAUUCAACAGAAUUAAUUCCUAACGAAGAUGAAUGUCUGAAAUAUUUUACAAAACUCAAACGAAUGCGUCGGCAUAAAGAAAAUUGUUUAGUUGUAGUUCAAAAUGCAAAAUAUUACAUUGAGAGAGGAAGGAUCUCUCAAUUUUUCGAUAAAUGGAGAAAUUCUACAACUAAUAAAUUGGAAGAAAAGAACAGUUCUUUAUCAGAAAUCUAUUCAUGUUCACCUACGGAAAUUAUUGGAAAAAUUCAUAAUGAAAUAGAAAAACAAGCUUCGCUUGAAACACAACUAGAAGUCAUUACAGCAAAAGCAUCCGAUUUAGAAAACUUAUACAAACAGACUAAACAAAAAUCUCAGCAAAACAAAGAAAAACUUGAAAUUGCUCAAAUUGAAUUUAACAGAAUUGAUGAUCUUUUCAAGUCAACAUGCCAGAAAUACGAGGACGAAAUAGCAACGCUUAAAAUGAAUAUACCAAUAGUUACUGAAAAAUCAAAAGCAGCUCUUGAACAAAAAAGAUCCCAGCUCAAACAGAGAAAAGCUGCACAACGCAUUAAAACAGAUACAGAUAAUGAAAGCAUGGAAACAAUACGUGCGAAAAUUAAAGAUAUUCAAGAAAAACUCAAGAAAAAGAAAGUAAUUGCAAUUGAUAUAAGGACAGCUUGUCUUGCAUAUAAGCAUCAGUGUGAUGAAAUAUCGAAUAUGAUGUUGAAGGAUAGUGAAGCUCAUGAAGAAUUAUCUAAUGAUGUUUCAAGGAUUGAAACUCAAGUAUCACAAAUCUCUGUUAAUAAUUUAGAUGGAUUGCAAAAGCAAAAAGAAAACAUUGAUAAACAACUUAUCAGCACGCAAUCAAUGAUUACUCAAAAUAAGGCUAUCAUACAAGAAUUAGAUCGUCAAAUUGAGAAACUUCAGUUUGAAAAUCAUAUUUCUUCUCUUCAACUUCAAAAGGCAAGCCAUGCUUUUGCUGAUGAUGAUAUUGACUCUUCUGAUAAUGAUUAUGAUGUUUAA
Trichomonas vaginalis G3 is the source of this 1233-nucleotide messenger RNA. RefSeq lists its product as uncharacterized. The transcript has a single exon. The record is from RefSeq and is a predicted model, not a curated record. The coding region runs from base 1 to 1233 and encodes 410 amino acids. Lineage: Eukaryota; Parabasalia; Trichomonadida; Trichomonadidae.